UCAGUGCCACAAUAGUGGAUAUCACAUUUAGUAGUUUGUUCCAAAGCAAAGACAAAAAAACAAAUCAACCAAGAGAAGAACCAAUUGUGUAUGUGGUCGAUUGGCGGACACCAAAAACAAGUGAAAAUUUGACACAAAAACAAACUUCCCGAGGAAAACCCACAAGUUCAAGUUCACCUACAAAGCUAUAGAGCUGAUAAGAUGAGUGGACGCGAUAACAGAGGAGCCGGCGGCGGAGGCGGCGGUCAUCAACCGCUGAGCAACGCCAUGGGCAAGCUCAAGGAAAAACUAACCCGAGUAGGUGACGAGCUGGGCUACCAUCGUGUGGAGAGCAAUUUGUCCACCUCGAACACAGCGACCAGCUUGGACACAAUUCUGCCAGAGGAUCCGUUCCUGUUUCCCCAAGUGUCACCGCAAAGGCAUCCACAGACCGUGAGGACACAGCGCUUGCUGGAGGACGAGCCACCGCUAUCGUUUCGCCCGCUUUUGGAGGACGACGACAUCAACGAACCACCCACACAACAGCCACAUAGGAGUCCAUUGCGCGCCAGUGGUAGCUUGGAGUUGACCCCUUUGCCACCACCGCCCACAUCCUUGGAGAUUCGCGAGCAUCGCGAUCGCCAACAGCGAGGUGCCCAGGGUGACGAGCUGCAGCGCAGCAAGCAGAGCUUGAAAGGAUCACGCGUGUCCUUCGAGCGCCGCGAUACCGGCAAUAGCAAUACCAACAACAACAAAGCGGCCGAGAGCAGCGACGAGGACAGUUUCGAGGAGAAGCGAACUGGUUUCCAGCAGCAGAAGGCGACCAGCGUCGAUCACAAGGGCAUCUUGAAGGACCUGAAGCACAUUUUGGCCAACGACAAUCGCCGGCAGUUUCAGGCCAAGAAGCACGUCUCCCUGGACGUUAAGGGCACACGCUUCCUGCAGGAUCUGCUGAAGGAAUCGUCGUCGGAGGAGGAGUUCCACAAGACACGGCGGGAGUUCCAAGGACGCAAGCACCAGAGUUUGGAUCCACGUGUCACUUUCAAGCUCGAUAAGGUCCUCCAGGGAUCGAGCACGGACAGUGACGAAGAGGGCGAAGAUGCCGAGCACAAGCGCCUGAUCCACCGACCCAAGGACAUUACCAAGCCGGUGAUCAUCGAUCUCAAGGAUCUGGAAAGCGAAAGCGACGAGGACUUUCUCACAUCGCGUCAGCACUUCCAACAGCAGCGUUCCAUCAGCACAGAUUCCCGCAAGAGCCGGCGACUUUACGAGAUGGACGAGAUGGGCAACAAACGCGGCGAGAACAUCCGUCAUGCGGUGCCCUUCGUGCGCCAGAUAACCGAGGAUGGCAAGCCCAAGCUGGAGGUCUACCGUCCCACAACGAAUCCCAUAUUCAUUUGGACACAGGUCUUGGCUGCUCUGAGCGUCUCGCUGGGCUCCCUGGUGGUCGGAUUUGUCAGCGCCUAUACGUCCCCUGCUCUUGUGUCGAUGACCGAUCGGAAUAUCACCUCAUUUGAGGUCACCCAAGAUGCUGGUUCCUGGGUUGGUGGCAUCAUGCCGCUGGCUGGUUUGGCAGGUGGCAUAGCCGGAGGACCCUUGAUCGAAUAUCUGGGCAGGCGCAACACCAUCCUGGCCACCGCAGUGCCCUUCAUCGUCUCAUCGCUGCUGAUUGCCUGCGCUGUGAACGUGGCCAUGGUGCUGUGCGGGCGAUUCCUGGCCGGAUUCUGUGUCGGCAUUGCCUCUUUAUCCCUGCCCGUCUAUUUGGGUGAGACUGUGCAGCCGGAGGUGCGAGGCACAUUGGGUUUGCUGCCCACGGCCUUUGGUAACAUAGGCAUCUUGCUGUGCUUUGUGGCGGGAUCCUUUAUGAACUGGUCGAUGCUGGCCUUCUUGGGAGCGGCUCUGCCCGUUCCUUUCCUGAUUUUGAUGUUCCUGAUCCCGGAAACACCGCGCUGGUUUGUGAGCCGUGGUCGCGAGGAGCGCGCCAGGAAGGCCUUGAGCUGGCUGCGUGGCAAGGAGGCGGAUGUGGAGCCCGAACUGAAGGGCUUGAUGCGAUCCCAGGCCGAUGCCGAUCGUCAGGCCACGCAGAACACCAUGUUGGAGCUGCUGAAGCGCAACAAUCUGAAGCCGCUGUCCAUUUCCUUGGGUCUGAUGUUCUUCCAGCAGUUGAGCGGCAUCAAUGCGGUUAUUUUCUACACGGUGCAGAUCUUCAAGGAUGCGGGAUCCACCAUCGAUGGCAAUAUCUGCACGAUCAUUGUGGGUGUUGUUAACUUUUUGGCCACGUUUAUCGGCAUCGUUCUGAUUGAUCGGGCGGGCAGAAAGAUUCUUCUGUAUGUAUCCAACAUCGCCAUGAUCCUGACCCUGUUCGUUUUGGGCGGCUUCUUCUACUGCAAGGCCCAUGGUCCGGAUGUGUCCAAUUUGGGUUGGCUGCCACUCACUUGCUUCGUCAUCUACAUUCUGGGCUUCUCCCUGGGCUUCGGACCCAUUCCCUGGCUGAUGAUGGGCGAGAUUCUGCCGGCCAAGAUUCGCGGUUCGGCUGCUUCGGUGGCCACGGCGUUCAACUGGUCCUGCACAUUUGUGGUGACCAAGACCUUCCAGGACCUCACGGUUGCAAUGGGCGCCCAUGGAGCCUUCUGGCUAUUCGGCGCCAUCUGCUUUGUGGGUCUGUUCUUUGUGAUAAUCUACGUGCCGGAAACGCAGGGCAAGACGCUGGAGGAUAUCGAGCGGAAAAUGAUGGGCCGUGUGCGCCGCAUGUCCUCGGUGGCCAACAUAAAGCCAUUGUCCUUCAACAUGUAAACGGCGUGUUGCCAAGGAUCUGAAUAUGCGAUCAAACCAAAUACUAGACUAGUGCCUUUAGUGCUUAAGAGACGUGUGUAAAACGCAGUGGGUGAUCCUGAGAAGAAGCCUAUGAUAUGAUAUAAGGACCCCAUCCAGGCGCUCUGAUAUUGUUAGUCCUAGCUAACUUGUAAUGCUUAGCAAAAGAAUUUCCUUUCUACACGCAUAAUUGUUAUUAUUAUUUAUAAUCAUUAAGUGCAUAGUUUUAUUAUGUAAAUUAUGAUUUCUAGCACUAAUUUGUUGACAUUUUGAUGAAUGUUGCGUGAAUUUAUCGGUGUAAAAAAUGACAUGAAUCGUAGUUAGUUGUAGUGCAGAAUGCAAGCAAAAGCAAACAGAGAAGAAAAAUAACCAAAAUCUCCCCGGAAAAAUACACCAAUUGGCUAUAUAUCGAAUAUAUAUUGUACUUUACCUACGCUGUAAGUGUAUCUAUAUGUAGACUAAUUUAAAAUACAAAUCAAACCAAA
This is a messenger RNA of Drosophila erecta, 3275 nucleotides long. RefSeq names its product facilitated trehalose transporter Tret1. The transcript has 8 exons. The record is from RefSeq and is a predicted model, not a curated record. Gene Ontology annotation, molecular function: sugar transmembrane transporter activity. Bases 202 to 2772 code for a protein of 856 amino acids. NCBI's taxonomy places the organism in Eukaryota, Metazoa, Arthropoda, Insecta, Diptera, Drosophilidae. Gene Ontology annotation, cellular component: membrane. Gene Ontology annotation, biological process: transmembrane transport; carbohydrate transport.